AUGCUCUUACUUAAGCCAAGAGAUGAACAGGGCCACAACACUAUCUCUCUAUCUUUCUAUCUUGGUCCAUUCAUCUAUUUAUUUAUCUAUCUAUCUAUCUAUCUAUCUAUCUGCACAUAUGUUGGAUUUUUCAUUUUGGUCAUUCAUCUAUCUAUCUAUCUAUCUAUCUAUCUAUCUAUCUAUCUAUCUGUUAUGUUUUUCUUAUCUAUCUAUCUAUUUCUAUUCAUUCCUUCUUUUUUUUUCUUUCUUUCUAACCUUUUUUAUUUCUAUUUCAGCAUUUUCAUAUCUAUCUAUCUAUCUAUCUAUCUAUCUCUUAAAAUCUAUCUAUCUAUCUCUCUAUUAAAAUCUAUCUAUCUAUCUAUGUAUCUCUUCAAAUCUAUCUAUCUAUCUAUCUAUCUAUCUAUCUAUCUAUCUAUCUAUCUCUUAAAAUCUAUCUAUCUAUUCAAAUCUAUCUAUCUCUUCAAAUCUAUCUAUCUAUCUAUCUAUCUCUUCAAAUCUAUCUAUCUAUCUAUCUAUCUAUUAAAAUCUAUUUCUCUAUCUGAAUGUCUCUUCUUCAUUAUUUUUUUCUAUAUUUUGAUCCUUUCAUAUCUAUCUAUCUAUCUAUCUAUCUAUCUAUCUAUCUAUCUAUCUAUCUAA
Messenger RNA from Acanthosepion pharaonis, 636 nucleotides. The record is from the annotation of a GenBank genome assembly. Lineage: Eukaryota; Metazoa; Mollusca; Cephalopoda; Sepiida; Sepiidae.